Molecule: messenger RNA, 1299 nt
Organism: Rhinopithecus roxellana (golden snub-nosed monkey)
Lineage: Eukaryota; Metazoa; Chordata; Mammalia; Primates; Cercopithecidae
Product: cytochrome b561 domain-containing protein 2
Exons: 4
Coding region: 309-977 (222 amino acids)
Cellular component (GO): endoplasmic reticulum
Molecular function (GO): transmembrane monodehydroascorbate reductase activity
Source: RefSeq, a predicted model, not a curated record
GAGGCGUCCCCACCUCCUGUGAACACUUGACACAGACAGCCCCGAAGCCCGUGCCGCUGGGGCACGCAGGGUCGCGAAUCCCUCUGCCCAGUGGCGCCUGCGCAGCGCGACUCAGAGGCGUGGCUGCUGGGGGGCUAGUCCCCGGAAGUCCUGGGUGGGUAGACGUCGCACCCGGAAGUAAAGCGGCUCCGCGACGGAGCGGCGGUGCGCGCGGCAGGGCCCGGAGUAUCCCGCUUUUUUUGGAGGAAACAACCGUAUCAGAUCUGCGCUGCGGCUGAGGCAGGCUACAACCACUGGCACGGCUGACCAUGGCCCUUUCUGCGGAGACCGAGUCACACAUCUACCGAGCUCUGCGUACUGCUUCUGGCGCUGCCGCCCACCUUGUGGCCCUGGGCUUUACCAUCUUUGUGGCUGUGCUUGCCAGGCCUGGCUCCAGCCUGUUCUCCUGGCACCCGGUGCUUAUGUCUCUGGCUUUCUCCUUCCUGAUGACCGAGGCACUACUGGUGUUUUCUCCUGAGAGUUCGCUGCUGCGCUCCCUCUCACGGAAGGGCCGAGCACGCUGCCACUGGGUGCUGCAGCUGCUGGCCCUGCUGUGUGCACUGCUGGGCCUCGGCCUUGUCAUCCUCCACAAAGAGCAGCUUGGCAAAGCCCACCUGGCUACGCGGCAUGGGCAGGCAGGGCUGUUGGCUGUGCUGUGGGCAGGGCUGCAAUGCUCAGGUGGAGUGGGGCUGCUCUACCCCAAGCUGCUGCCCCGCUGGCCCCUGGCGAAGCUCAAGCUAUACCAUGCUACCUCUGGGCUGGUGGGCUACCUGCUGGGUAGUGCCAGCCUCUUGCUGGGCAUGUGCUCACUCUGGUUCACUGCUUCUGUCACUGGUGCAGCCUGGUACCUGGCUGCACUAUGCCCUGUCCUCACCAGCUUGGUCAUUAUGAACCAGGUGAGCAAUGCCUACCUAUACCGCAAGAGGAUCCAACCAUGAGCUCUUCCCAGCCUAGGGGAAGCCUGGAUUUGCCCCUCCAUGUAGGAGCUGGGGGUAGGGACCUCUUGAACUCUCUCAGCUGAGUCAGGGGACACCUCAGGCACUGGGACAGUUGGGCAGUUGGAGGCCCAUAUGUGAAUUCCUGCUCAUGCUGGAGUGCCUCCCAUUUCCUUCCCCUCUCUCCGUCAUCCCAGAGGAACUUAUGCAUCAUGUGUCUGGAUGAAGCUAGGGCUGCAAGACUGCCUCCCCUGCAAGGCAGCUCAUACUUGUACUGUGUGUCCAGAAAUUUCAGGAGAGAAAAAAGUAAAAAUUUUUACAAAAA